AUGCAAACUUCAAUUAUACCAAAGUUUGCCCAGCCAUUUCCCCCUCUCUUUCUCCCCUCUCUCUCUCUUUCUCCCCCUCUCUCUCUUUCUCUUUCUCUUCCACGCCAUCCUUUAGUCACCGCAUUCACCAACUCCCCUUUUCUAACUGCAGACCAAAUACAGACAAGACUAGAGUUGGGAGGUGAUGUAAAUCUGUUCAUAUCUGUCUUAUUUUCCUCGCAUCUAUCUAUCUAUCUAUCUAUCUAUCUAUCUAUCUAUCUAUCUAUCUAUCUAUCUAUCACAUUCUCUUCAUCUAUCUAUCUAUCUAUCUAUCUAUCUAUCUAUCUAUCUAUCGGGCAUCUAUCUAUCUAUCUAACUGGGCAUAUCUUAUCUGUCUAUCCUAGUCUAUCUAUCUUAUUUUCUAUCUAUCUAUCUAUCUAUCUAUCUAUCUAUCUAUCUAUCUAUCUAUCUAUCUAUUAUAUGUUCUUCAUAUCUAUCUAUCUAUCUAUCUAUCUAUCUAUCUAUCUAUCUAUCUAUCUAUCUAUCUAUCUAUCUAACACGGGCAUUCUAUCUGUCUAUCCUAGUCUGUUCAUAUCUUAUUUUCUUCAUAUCUAUCUAUCUAUCUAUCUAUCUAUCUAUCUAUCUAUCUAUCUAUCUAUCUAUCUUAUUUUCUUCAUAUCUAUCUGUCUCUCUAUCUAUGUAGCAAGGAUUGGAAUUCAAAUCAUAUAA
Molecule: messenger RNA, 708 nt
Organism: Acanthosepion pharaonis
Lineage: Eukaryota; Metazoa; Mollusca; Cephalopoda; Sepiida; Sepiidae
Source: the annotation of a GenBank genome assembly